AUGCAGCAGCCAUGGAAGCUGCGCGUUCUCGCGCUAUGCUUAGCAACAGGUUUAUCUGGUGUAUCUGCUCAAGACUACACCACAUCCACAUAUGACACAACUCCCGGCGCUGAGGCUUCUACCGAUGUAGGCCUGCCCAUUGUUGAUCCUACUCCCUCAACCGAGGUGUCUCUACAAGAGACUACAUCGGCGCCUUUCGUGGAAGGUCCUCACUCAGAAACUACUUCGGAAGCUCAUGUGGAACUUGGGACCAGCUCUGUAGCCAACGAUGAGACGAGUGUUCCUCUUGUUCCUCAUACGGAGGAGACCACUCCAUUAGUUGAGUCUGCGACAGAGAGUGCCCACCAAGAACCAUCGACCGAGACUCAGACCGAGACUAUUAUCCCUACCAUUGAGUCACAGUCGCAGCAGCCUGACUUUACUACUGCCAUCAACAAUCCAAUUGACACUACCACCGGUCCUGUGGAUGUUGUUGAUACCACCACUGGUCCUAUCGAAGCUCCCACUCAAUCUGCGCAGUCCGGUCUAGUACAAGAUACGACGACUGACCAAGCGUUGCCAGUGACUGAGGGUACCACCAACAACCAGCCACCUGUUAUCUCCACGGAAUCGACGGAAGCUGCCGGGCCCACGUCCGAGGUCGAUGCUGAGCCUGUGAUUUCUUCCGGAUCGACAGACUCUGCCGAAACCACUGUCCCAGAACCUGCUCAAGAGAACACUAUCGAGACUACUAGUCAAGCCGCCGAGCCUACCACCGUGGUCGAGCCCCAGGAUCCUUCCACGGAGCCGGCCGAGAUUCAUACAGAAUCUACCACUGAGCAAGAGGCCCCAGAGCAUACCAGUGAGGAGGAGUCUCCCGAGCAGACUACUCAGUCAAAGGAUGCUGCCGAGACUACUAUUGGCGGACCCGACCCCAAGCCAACAGAGGACAACAACGAUGGCCCUUCUACCAAGAACCAGCCUGGUCAAACUUCUGCUCCUGAUGAGCCUGAAAAGACCACAGCUCAUGCUGAACCUACACCUACUGAGGAUGUUAUCGUCACUGGAACCAACGGCGCUGUUGUGACCUACGUUCCUGAACAAGACAAGGACUUUUCUGACUUUACUGGCACUACUACCACUACCGAUGAUGGCGGUGCUGCUAUUGUCAUUUUCCCCGGCGGUUGGUUCUGGAAGCCUUCUGGUAACUUGCCUGCUGGUAUUCUUCCUGGUCCUCCUGUGUCUAACCCUGGCCCUAUUGGUGGUGGCGGUGGUGGUGGUGGCGGCGGUGAUGGUGAAGGAGAUGGAGAUGAUAAGGAUGAGGACGACAAGCAGUCAACUAAGGAGGAAGAGGAGAAGUCAACUGCUGAGCCCUCCGAAACAACUGUUCAAACGACCGCCAAGUCCACUGAAGCAACUACCACUUCUACUGAGGGAUGCUCUGCCGUUGAGAUUGAGGAUUGUACGCGCACCAUUUCCUACUACACCACUGACGGAACUCUCACCCAUACUGAGUUCGGAGACUGCCCUACAAUUGCCAGCUGUGCUACCGGUACCCAAGCCACUGCUACUACGACCGCAUCAGCAGAGUAUGAAGAAGGCGUCGAAGUGCAGAUUGACGAGGCCGACGUUGAUAUCCCUGAUGACUUUGAUGGCGACGUUUCUGAUGACACCGCCCAGAGAUUUCAAGAAGUAAUGGACGAGUACUGGGCAGAUUAUGGUGUCUCAACUGGCACUGAGACGACUGCAGAGGCCACCUCUGCCACCGAGUCAAGUGAGACUACUAGCGAGACCAAGACAGAGGAAAUCACUACAACUGAUGCUACUACCGACAUAACAACCAGUGUUCCCAGUACCCUCAUCACAAUGACUCGCAACACUGAGUCUUCUCAAGAAUCAUCUGGCACUACUUCCGAUGGUACAUCCUCCGACACGAUCACGUCUAUGGCUUCAAGCACCGAGAUGCCUACGACCACCACAUCUUCACUCCGUACUUACUACCCCUGUCACCCCUACGGAGGCCCUAGAGUCGCCACUCCUUACUGCCAGUGCGAGACCACCAGCGAUGGUAAGCAUAUGGUUGCAACGGCGCCUAUGGUCUCAGACGCUUGCGAUGUCUAUACCGAGUUUCCUGCCAGCCUUUACACCACUCCACCUCCCGCUCCAACACCAACCAUCUUCAACGAGCGGUACACUAUGACCGAUGCAGGUACCGUCCUGGUAUGGGAGUCAUAUUCUCUCCGCGAGUGGAAGAUCAUGGGUCACCCCGUUACCAACACUAUCGGUCUUGGAGAAGCCUCGACCGUCUCGACACCGGUUCCCACCGCGACCGAUACCAACGGUGACGGUUCUGACAUCUGCACCAGUAUCGAUAAGAACGUCCGCAACGCUCUGUCCGGUGCCUGUGACAGCGCUUUGGACCAGUUUGAGGAUGAUACCAUCUACGACAAGUAUACUGGACGUUACUCUCAGAUGGGCAGCAUUCUGAAAGCAUUGACUUUCGGCAAGGCGAGCUGCAUUGUCCAGUUCUCGUGCGAUGACUAUGGCAUUGGAAUGAAGGGUAGUGACAUCAAGAAAAUUCGCGAGGACAACCGGGACGACGUUGGUCGAUGUGGUAAUAUUUAUCUAUCCAACUCGUGCAAAAUUCACUUGGAUUACUGCACAGAGUGUAAGAAGGAGAACUAA
Molecule: messenger RNA, 2664 nt
Organism: Fusarium poae
Lineage: Eukaryota; Fungi; Ascomycota; Sordariomycetes; Hypocreales; Nectriaceae
Exons: 2
Coding region: 1-2664 (887 amino acids)
Source: RefSeq, a predicted model, not a curated record